AUGCAGUGGCGAUUGGACUGUCCACAAGUCAACUACGAGGACACCUGGACGCCGGAUUUGAUCUUUUUGCUGAGUGCCCCGGCCAGCAUUCCUGUUGUAUGGCUGUAUGACUAUGACGACGAUUACCAGUGUUACAGUAGCUACUCCAACUACCAAAGCAGGUGGCAUAGUUGCCAUGUUCGGGCUUGUACCGUUGCACGUGCUAUUGUUUUGCUGCCGUUGCCACUGACUCUUGGUCUUCCGUUCACACAGUCCUACGGGAACGUUUGCGAUCAUCUCCAGAUGCAGGAGAAGGUACAUGCGCGCAACUGCCUCUACAUGGUUACCGGGCUUGUCGGUCAUCACAAUAUCAAAGUCAUGUAUGUCAAGCUUUCAUUGCAGGUUCAGCAGAGCGAGUUUUCGAUCCAGUUGCAUUGUAAGAGGAAGGAAUCCGCUAAUUACACGGACCCAGGUCUGAAUGUUCAGGCGGAGUCAGCUUCAUUGGAGCUGGCAUUCCUGUGUUUGGCGAGAGGCAGAGCCAUCCAAGUGCUGACCCUCUCACAUCUUAAGAUGAUGUCUUCCUUGCCACCAAGAUGA
Symbiodinium pilosum is the source of this 576-nucleotide messenger RNA. The record is from the annotation of a GenBank genome assembly. Lineage: Eukaryota; Dinophyceae; Suessiales; Symbiodiniaceae.